This is a messenger RNA of Parnassius apollo (apollo), 792 nucleotides long. Lineage: Eukaryota; Metazoa; Arthropoda; Insecta; Lepidoptera; Papilionidae. The record is from the annotation of a GenBank genome assembly.
AUGCACACGUAUGCCAAUUUUUAUGUAGCGCUUACAAUAAAACAUCGAAAAUGUGCAGUAAUCGAACGAGAAAAAAUAUUACAGCUUCUGCAGCCGAUUCCAGAUGAGUCGCUAACCACAGACGAGCAGUUAAAUUCACAAACUUUAAGACUGGUUUCAAUUGAAACAGUAAUUAGAGAAGAGCGCUGUUCGUCACCUUUAACAAAAGAACAGCUGCAAUUUUUUGAAAACCAUGCAAAUGAAGAAAACUUCCAAUAUUGCUUGAGAGAACUAUCACGAGAGUCGCCAGUAAGCAUGUUAAGCCGAGAAGAUAGUCCUUCUGUUUUGCACUCCCGAGAAAGUAGCCAUUCUCUUUUGAAUUCACAAGAAAAUGACCCGUACGAGACAGAUGCAGACUCAAGUAGCAACUGGUCACCCUCCCCGCGCGUCCGAAAAAAUCCUCGAUUGACUGUUAUAAGUUCAACAUCAGAUUCGUCUGAAUCUAAUGUCGAUGAAAACGUAAACAACAAGAGAAAAUCAAGAAAACGUUUACCUGAUCAAAAAAACUGGAAACGUGAAAUAGCGAAAACAAAAAGAUUAGCGGGAGAAAGGUAUGUUAGCGCAGUUUCAAAAACAAAAAAAAUAAUCGAGAAGAGGAAAAUGAAGGAAGCUUGCCCGAAUACUUGUAAACUAAAAUGCUUUGAAAAAAUUUCAUAUGAUAAUAGGAUAAAACACUUUGAGUCAUUUUGGAAAACCACCACAAAUUGGGAACAAAGAAGACAGUUUGCAGCUUCAUCUAUUGACUUAAUAUAG